This is a messenger RNA of Dermacentor andersoni, 4414 nucleotides long. Its product is annotated as 2-hydroxyacyl-CoA lyase 2-like. Gene Ontology annotation, cellular component: acetolactate synthase complex. Lineage: Eukaryota; Metazoa; Arthropoda; Arachnida; Ixodida; Ixodidae. Gene Ontology annotation, biological process: L-valine biosynthetic process. Gene Ontology annotation, molecular function: flavin adenine dinucleotide binding; thiamine pyrophosphate binding; acetolactate synthase activity. The record is from RefSeq and is a predicted model, not a curated record.
GGCUGUUUGUCCCGAACUUUCCUCCCUAUGCUCACAGGUGCGUGUGUUGCCGCCGGAGCAGACAUCUACGUGAUGUGGUUGACCGUGCGGUAAUAAGCGCGUCCUAGUUUUUGAUUUGUGUGAACGUUUGUGUGUCGGAUCUCCAGGAUGGCUGUUUUGAGCGCGUUUGCGCUGUCAGACCUGUGGAUUCCCGCCGCCGUCAUGGUUCUGGGAGGUUUAAUAGCGGGUAUUAGCAGGAAGUUGUCGUUGCUCGCGAACUUGCGUUUCAAGGUCGACAAAUCAACUCUUCGGAAUGGUGGCGACUUGGUAGCCGACGUGCUCAAGGCCCACGAUGUCAAAUUCCUGUUCUGCCUCAGCGGCGGUCAUAUCUCUCCCAUCUUGGUGGCAGCGGAACGCGAAGGCAUUCGCGUUGUGGACACCAGACACGAGGUUAACGCAGUCUUUGCAGCCGACGCAGUGGCAAGGAUUUCUGGAAAGAUUGGGGUGGCCGCAGUCACUGCUGGACCAGGCCUGACUAACACAGUGACUGCAGUCAAGAAUGCUCAGAUGGCCGAGUCCCCCGUGCUAUUGCUUGGCGGUGCCGCUGCAACGGCUGUCAAAGGACGAGGGGCUCUGCAAGACAUUGAUCAGCUGUCAUUGUUCAAGUCAUUGUGCAAGUUCACGGCCACUGUCACUACGGUCAGGGACAUUGUCCCCACUCUGCGGACAGCGCUGCAGAAGGCACAGUCUGACACACCAGGCCCUGUGUUUGUGGAGCUCCCAAUUGAUGUCCUCUACCCAUACUCAAUUGUGCAGUCUGAGGUUGGCUUCAAAGGAAGACCAGGCAGCCUUGGGCAGAAGCUAGUCAAACUAUACCUGGACUACUACAUGCACAAUGUCUUUGCUGGUGCAUUCCUACCGAGAGAUGUUUCACCUCUGCCUGUCAGCAUUCCCUUGGCCAGACCGUCUGAAGUCCAGCAGUGUGCGGAGAUUAUCUCGCGUGCCAAGCGACCUGUCUGCAUUGUCGGCAGCCAGGCGACAUUGCCCCCCUUACCUGUGCAAGAACUGAGGGCAGCCCUGGAGAAACUGGGCAUUCCUUGCUUCCUUGGAGGCAUGGCCCGUGGCCUGCUGGGUCGGCACAGCGAGCUCCAGAUGCGCCACUGUCGCAGGGAUGCUUUGGCCCAGGCAGAUGUGGUCAUCCUGGCAGGUUCAGUGUGUGACUUUCGUCUGUCGUACGGCCGUGUGUUGAGCCGCAAGUCAAAGAUCAUUGCUGUUAAUCGAAACAGGUCUCAACUUUACAAGAACUCGGAUGCAUUCUGGAAGCCAACGGUAGCAGUCGAGGCCGAUGUUGGAUCAUUUAUGGCUUCAUUGGUUAAAGCCCUCCCCGACUUCAAAUGCGAUCUGGCUUGGAUUCAAACACUGCGAGACAUGGACAAUGCCAAAGAAGAGAAGAACAAGGCCAUGGUAGAGGUGCCAGCUGACAAGCACUUGAGCCCAUUGAAGGUUCUUAGUGAACUGGAGGCAGCCCUGCCGGAUGACACAAUCCUGGUUGCUGAUGGUGGCGACUUCGUGGGAACAGCAUCUUACAUCCUCAGGCCGAGUGGGCCGCUGAAGUGGCUAGAUCCCGGUGCUUUUGGGACACUUGGUGUUGGUGGGGGCUUUGCCCUGGGUGCGAAGCUUUGCCAUCCCGAAGCUUUGGUGGUGAUCAUAUAUGGAGAUGGCUCUCUUGGUUACUCCAUGCUGGAGUUUGACACCUUCGUGAGGCACAAGAUUCCAGUUGUGGCUGUGGUUGGCAAUGAUGCAUGCUGGAUGCAGAUUUCGAGGGAGCAGGUCAAAAUGUUCAAGAGCAACGUCGCUUGCGGGCUGAGUUACACAGACUACCACAAGUCGGUGGAGGGCCUUGGCGCGAAGGGCAUGCUAGCGUCGCUGCCCGACAGGGACCGACUGGCCGAAAUCUUCAAGGAGGCACAGAGGCUUAACGCAGAGGGCCACAGUGUGCUCAUCAACUGCCUUAUCGGAAAAACCUCUUUCAGGGAAGGCAGUAUCUCUGUGUGAUGUCAAACGCAACUGCCCUCUUUAUGUUCCAUGGCAUCAUUGCAGAAGCCUAGGAUGCUGCUGCUACCGGUGAUCUAGUUUGGUGGAACGUUGCAAUCCGGUGGAAGAACGAUACAAUGUGUAAGCUUGCUUGAUUUGCCCACACUUCGCCGUUAGUUUCAGCAGUGCAAAAUAUGCAUGAUGACAUUAAUCUCACUCAGUGAAGGUUAUUGUGUGGAACAAGUUCACAGUAUCUUGUGCACUUACAGAGGGUGCAGGAAGUGUUAAGCUCUUCUGUUCAAGCACAGAAGUGGCACCAAACUGGUGAGAACGAGUUCGCGUAGUGUAGGGCAAAUUGACUAGACCUAACACGGGAGCUUCGCAGGGGCAAAUGCUGCAUUGGUUCUCAUCACAGGCUUGGUCUCACGCCAUGCACCAUAGCAAUGGAGGCGUCAGCCUUUUAGUUAAAAAAUAUUAUUCAUAACUUCCAUGUUGUCUUAUUAUAAAGCAGUGUCUUCUCCUUUUAUCCCAGAACUAGUAUGCUUUCUUUUCUUAAGUGGUAUUACAAGGUGAAGGGGUUGUCAUGUCUUUCUAUAGGAGCAAGGUCUGCUGAACGACAUGCAUAACAUCAGCUCUUGUAUGGUUGCAAAAUUUUUUUCAGCUUCUCUGCUCCACCUUUGCUUGUUACCUGAUAUAUAAGCUAGGCUGGACCUGUACAUUGGUGCGAUGGGUUGCACGAAAGCUUGAUCGGUGAAGCGACUGACACUGGAGUGUAGUUGCCAACCCUUCAGAAUGCCUAUCUCACCUGUGUUUGGAGAAACUUCCAACUUUUGCCUGACUACUUGCAUUACUUCCAAAGCAGUCGCAUUUUCCUUUGUGCAAAGCCAGCUCACACCUGUAAGGUGUGACUGAUUCCAACUAGACAUAUGCUAGCCAGUUUGUGCAAAUUUGCUUGUACAGCUGUGAGCAGUAUGAAGGGGAUCACUUAAUUUGUCUUCAGGCCAGAUUUACUUCUUACAUGUGGACUUACGUGUCACACAAAAUAUGCACCAAGUAACUUUCCUUUUGAAUAUUGAGUCUCAUGGAACACUCACUUAUGUUCAGCAUAGACCUUAAACUGCUGUGGCCGCUUUAAAGGAGGUUUGGGCAUUCCAUUUUGUAGUGCUCUCGGUGCACUUAAAUAAAUAUCAACAAAGUAUCAACUGCUACUGAGUGCAAGUACGGAGGGACCAGCUAGUGAUGAUUAAACGGAUCACAGCCAAAGCUAUGGGCAGCUUUUCACAUUGCAGUCUGUGGUAACAUCUAACCUACCUACAAUUUUUUUCAUUGUGGUUGGCAGUUGAUAUUUAAACAUUUGAAUUCAAAUAACUUGCCCUGUGGCAUUUUGAGGUACUUCAGUGAAAGCUUGGAAGGCCUUCCUCAUGGUAGAACUUAUGAGCCGACACACGCAACUGAUUUCAAGUGUACCUGCCUUAUCAGGUUGUUACAAGCCAUCUAAAGGGACAGCACACUUGAUGGCUUCACAAAUGAUGGAGAUUUGGUGUUCCACACAAGAACCAGUGCAAUAGAAAUUGCUUAAAUUUACAACUAUUUUUAUAUUAUAGUAUGUGUGGGGGUUCCUAUAUUCACUCUUGUGUUGUUUGUGUGACUCGUCAUGAAUGAAAGGGAUGGAGUGCUACGAUCAAGGACGAUUACAGUUAAAGAUUGCCAGAAUGUUCAAGUAUAUUUAUAAUUAUAGUACAUACUACUACUCCUCAACUCACCAUUGCGACAAUUUUCAUUUUUACAUAUUUACCAUCAGUAAAACUAAAGUAGAUAGCAGGACUAGUAAAGUUGACUUGUAACCACAUUAAUUUUUUACAGAGUUUAUGAACUUGAAGCGAAAUCACAGAGUAGACAAUGCUAAAAGUGAUAUUGCUUGAUAAAAGUAGUAGUCUGAGCAUGCUUUCUAAAUAAUAAAAAUUAUGACAUAUUGCACUUAACCCUACUUAAUGUCGGUUUUGGUGAUAUUACAACAUUCUGGUUGUAUGCUCCUAAAUCAGGGAGAAUAUGGGAAAUCAAUCUGUGAUAAUUGGGGAGAGAUGCUUACUAGAAAGGUGUAUUGGUGUGCUCCUAUCACAUUUACGGUAGUUUUAUAGCACAAACAUCAGUGCGUCACCAACAGGGUAUUUGAAACUGUAUUAGCAUAUUAUGUUGUUUCAUAAUAGCAACAACAGUGUGUCACCAACAGGGCAUAUAUGGAAAGUGAACCAGAAUGUUAAGCUGUGAAGGGUGGUUCCGCAACUGCUUUCGUGGACAACGGUGUAGUCGAUAUCAAAUGUAAAUGCAAUGCAAUGUGUGACAGAGUCCUGAAUUUGUUCUGAAAUGUAACAGUUACAAAAUAAAAGUUACAUUGCACAUA